Molecule: messenger RNA, 5270 nt
Organism: Symphalangus syndactylus (siamang)
Lineage: Eukaryota; Metazoa; Chordata; Mammalia; Primates; Hylobatidae
Gene: GID8
Product: GID complex subunit 8 homolog
Molecular function (GO): protein binding
Source: RefSeq, a predicted model, not a curated record
CGGGGCCGGGGCGGCGGGCAGGUGGGAUGCGGCUGGGGUGCGCGCCGCCCCCGCUCUGGGGGCCUUGGAAGCGCCGGCGCUGGCAGGUGCGGAGUUGGGGCGCGCAGUGAGUCCCGGCCCGGACCGCCGCCCCGCGCCGGUGCACAGGGGGCACUCAGGGCUCAGCCUCCAGGCGCGCGGCCUCAGGCGCUGGUGUUCUGGGGCGGUCCCUGCCAGCCUGAGGGGCGGCGGUAGCUGUCUCUGUGGAGGAGCGACGUCUGUAACGAAGUCUUUUUAAUAAAAUCUGCUGCUUUAAAGCAGAAACUGAUCGGGUGAGGACGUAAAGUGUGGCAUGGAAAGUAGGAGUCUUCAGCACAUGGGUGUUUUCUUCUGUUGAAUCUUUUCAUGCUGGAGUUUGAGACUACCGAGUUUUUCCUGCUAACAACAGGACUGGCCAAUUUACAAAGUUGUUGCUUUUCAUGGGCGCACGUAACUGCCCGGAGUGGAAGCGCUGUGAGUGCCGAUCACCGAAUGGGCCGAGAGAAAAGGUGGCUUUUCCUAGGGAGCUCUUAACGUUGGUCCUAGGGCCGGGCGCGGUGGUGGAGGUCGAAGUGGGCGGAUCGCUUGAGCCCGCGAGUUCGAGACCAGCCGGGGCAACAGCGAGACUCCCUUCUCUGCUAAAAAUAAAAAAGUUAGCCAGGCGGAGUGGUGCGCUCCUGUUGUCCCAGCUACUCUGGAGGCUGAGGUGGGAGGAUCGCUUGAGCCCAGGAGGUCGAGGCUGCAGUGAGUCAUGAUCGCGCCACUGCCCUCCAGCCUGGGCGACAGAGCGAGGCACUGUCUCAAAAAAGAAAGAAAAAGAAAAUGAGUCCUUAAGUUACCAUUAAUUGUCGUGAAUAAAAAGUUGGUCUCAGUGAGUUUUGCAGUUGACUACGAGAGAUGGGUGUUCGUGUGUGACAGCGACUCCUGGUUUCUCCGCCACUUUACCUGCCGCUCCACAGCAAGUUUUCUUCUGUUGGUGCCACUUUCUCUGCUUUACCUUCAAGAAAUAAAUCAGAAUGAGUUAUACAGAAAAGCCCGAUGAAAUCACGAAAGAUGAGUGGAUGGAAAAGCUCAAUAACUUGCAUGUCCAGAGAGCAGACAUGAACCGCCUCAUCAUGAACUACCUGGUCACAGAGGGCUUUAAGGAAGCAGCGGAGAAGUUUCGAAUGGAAUCUGGGAUCGAACCUAGUGUGGAUCUGGAAACACUUGAUGAACGAAUCAAGAUCCGGGAGAUGAUACUGAAAGGUCAGAUUCAGGAGGCCAUCGCCUUGAUCAACAGCCUCCACCCAGAGCUCUUGGACACAAACCGGUAUCUUUACUUCCAUUUGCAGCAACAGCAUUUGAUCGAGCUGAUCCGCCAGCGGGAGACUGAGGCGGCGCUGGAGUUUGCACAGACUCAGCUGGCGGAGCAGGGCGAGGAGAGCCGAGAGUGCCUCACAGAGAUGGAGCGUACCCUGGCGCUGCUGGCCUUUGACAGUCCCGAGGAGUCGCCCUUCGGAGACCUCCUCCACACCAUGCAGAGGCAGAAGGUGUGGAGUGAAGUUAACCAAGCUGUCCUAGAUUAUGAAAAUCGCGAGUCAACACCCAAACUGGCAAAAUUACUGAAACUACUACUUUGGGCUCAGAACGAGCUGGACCAGAAGAAAGUAAAAUAUCCCAAAAUGACAGACCUCAGCAAGGGUGUGAUUGAGGAGCCCAAGUAGCGCCUGCGCUUGUGUGGUGGACCCAACACCACCCCUGUGUCGUGGGACUUGCCUCAGAUCAGCCUGCGACUGCAAGAUUCUUACUGCAGUAGAGAACUCUUUUUCUCCCUUUUACUUUUUUUUUGACCUGGCAUCUUUUUUAUAGGGAAAAAUGGCCUUUGUAGGCAGUGGAAAACUUGCAAGGAAAGCUGCCGUCUCUUUGGCAGUCUGAUGCAGAGCCUGCACUCUGGCACUCACUGAAGAAUCUGGAAGGCUGCGGUUUGCUCUUCCAGCGUUCCGGGGGCCUCUGGGUGCUGAAGGAUUUGGUCUACCACGGAGGGCUGUGCUGUUAGGCUGCAUCCCACUCAAAAUACAGGAAAAGCACGAAUCAUGAUUCUGCUUUCUGUUAGCUUAGGCAGACAUUGGGCCUUCACCUACAAGUUUUUCCUUACCCCUGUGGUUUUUGUGUUUUUUUUUUUUUCUUUUUCCAUAGGAAGGAAUAUAUAAAUUUGUAAAUCCUAAUUCAAAGACGGCUUGUGUGUGAGGGCAUCGAGUUUGAUUUGUUUUCCCUUUGGUCUGGGUUGUGUGGCUUUUGGGGGAUGCGUGUGAGGGGCUAUGUGUUUUUUAAUUUUUUAAAUAUAUAUUUUGGUGCUGUGUGUGGUGAGAGACUUGUUCAUAGUGGAUCAAUGAACCAUCUCUUCUGGGCAGUUUUGUUGAAAAUAAAGGUUUCUCUUUGAUUUCAAGAAUGACCAAAAUGGCCUCUAAAAGAUGUUAAUCAUCUCAAAUGACCUUUUGUCUUUGGGGCGUUCUUCCCUCUGUGAUAGCGGCAGUGGCUUUUUCUGGUACCUGCAGCUGGAAAGGCCACUUGGCCCUGUGCUGAGUGAGUGGCCUUCAUUAGAGCGAGGCAGCCCUUGGCCAGUGGGGACGCAGAGCCCCAGCUGGUGUUGCACGACUGUUGGCAGAAGGAACGCAUGUUCAGCCUCAGUGAUCUGCCCUUCAGUAUCUCAGCAGCAUCGCAUCUUCCAUCGUCAGCCGGCUCUGCCGAUGUCCUGCUUCUGUUCACUCAGAACUGUCCCCUGCUCCGUGGUGGGCAGGAGGGAAGCAGUGCAGGGCUGUGUGCAUUGCCUGCGUGUCGGGACAGUUGAUGGGCACGUGGCCGUGUACCUCUGGGCACAGAUGUGUUUGGAUUCAUUGCAGCGGACCACCAGGCACUGUUGACCCCACUGAGCAGUGCUAAGUGUUGGUUUUGUGGAUGUUCAUGGAAUUUCUGACCCAUCCAAGGGCGUUCUUUGGAGCCAGUGGAGCCUGCUGGCGCAUCUGAGGGGCAAAAUGCUGCUAGCACUUGAAUCUGGGAUCUCGCCUUAUUCUCAAGUAGCAAGGCAUCUUGACAAGCACGAUCUAGGUCUGGUGGCCAGCUUGCCAGUACCUGAGCCGGUCAGGUCAUCUGCCUCUGAGGGACCGUCCUCACCGAGCUCCUGCAUCCCUUGAGUGUUGAUCAGGAGGCAUCCACAGCAUUGUUCUCGCCUCUGAAUGAUGCUGCUUUUUCCGUUGGAGGCUGGCGAAGUUGUGUUUUCAAGCCCUCUACUUCUCCUUCCAGUGGGUAGGAGCUUUUGGCAGUAUUUACUUUUAUCUAGGUGGCUUAUGUAAUCCAGUAAGAGAUGCAAAGAUAAAAUUGCUGCGGUUGUUACAGAAGCACGGCGGCCUCCAGACUAACCCAUUGGCUGCCCUCUGGAUUUUGUGAGGAUACGGUGCUGGGGAGGUGGUGCUUCCCUACCCCCUAGAAAUGCUGCCUUCCAACUACCGCUGUCCCAGAUUUGACCCUUGUGAUUAUUUCCUCUGAGGUUUGAGGAUGAAGAUAAGUUGGAGGGAAAGAGUAACUAAUAGGUGAUGAAAUACAGCGGAAGCUAGAAGAAAACGGUUAGGUGAGAGAGAUACAUCUGCACGUUUUCUUCAAUAGCACCAGAUGAUUCAGCAUAUUCCUAAUUACCUUUUACUAUUCGUGUAUAUAAGAUCGUUUACUUGUAUAAUGUAUAAUCAGUUUGACAUAUUCUUAAAACUAGAGAGUGUAAGAAGCACAGCAAUAGGAACUCCACAAACUAGGGGAACACAAAUGGGGUCAUCACAUGCCUGGACUGUCACUGUGUGGCUGUCACAUGAAGUGCUGGUGUUGAUUUCUAGUUCAGCCAGUGGGUAGCUGCUAAGCCGGUGCCAGCAUCCAGCAUGAGCAGAUGUCGGGGAGACUGGGAAGUCUCCACUGUUACUGCUCUCCUUCCCUUCGUGAUAAGCCAGUGCCAGCAUCCAGCGUGAGCAGACGUCGGGGAGACUGGGAAGUCUCCGAUGUUACUGCCUGCCUGCCUUUCGUGUAAGGGGCUGCACUUGCUUUUCUUCUGUUAGUGGACGAGGUCUUCCAAGGAAGUGCUUUGCACACUUUCUUUACUCCUUUUUACAGUGUUUGUCUUUGCAGCAAGCAAAUGAAAUUAAGCCACUUUGGGAUAAUGAGCAUUCAGUAUAAUUCUGCUUUUUCUCAUUUUGGAUCUCACUGUUGUGUUUAUAAAGAUGUCACAUUUUACGGAGUAGUUUAUUCUUUUUAUACUUUCUGGUGGAGAGUGCCUUGAAAUAAAAUGUGAGAGUAUUCUGGUACUCUGUGUUCCUGAUGCAUGAAGUUGGGUGAGGAAUAACCCCUAGUCUGGAAUCUUUGUGAAGCAUAGGGUUAUUGCAAAGCAAAUGGGAACUAACACAUCUUGCCAUUUGAAUCAGGGUCUCCAGUUUCUAGAAAAGGCAGACACUGGUUGGGACCAAAGUCUCCAUGGCGCAUGACAGAAGACUGGUGGUCGUGUGUGUGCGGAGUCCACAGAAGCCUCGGGGAGGUGGAGCUGCUCUUUCCAUUCCGUCAGGACAUGAUCUGAAAACAUGUAGAGAAGAUGAGUUGAGGACAGCUUUUCUAAGGCAACGUGAUGUCUUUGCUGUCUUAUUUCUAUUUCUGUGUGUUGUUAGUUUUAAAGAGUGGAGGAGCUAGGGGCUCCAGAAAGAAUCUUACACAUGUGUUGAAGACAAUGAUGUUUUAGGGAGCGUGGAGCUGCAUUCCCUUCUGGGCUAUUACUGCUAAAUCUCAGUGUGAACAGACCAGGCGGAAAGCAUGGUGGCCAAGCAGUCUGUGUGCUUCCCCGCUGAUGGAGACCGUUGGGUUGUUCACAAUAGGGCCUCACGGGUGUGGACGCACGGCAGACCCAUGGCUGGCGCAGCUGCCUGUUGCCGUCUGUCUUCAGUAACUGCUGCUCUGUUGACUGUUCUAUUAUACUACGCGUGUUGUUUUUUACAACAGGUAUGUUUUUGUUUCAGAAAUAUAUAUUGCUUUUCUCAUAUUUUUUGCAAAUUGUAUUGUCAACAUUGGUCAUUUAAAGUCCUGUAUGAACCAUAACCUGCUGUGGUACCUUUGUACGUGUUUGAUUCUGUAUUCUUUAUUCCAGCGUGGCAUAUGUGCCCCCCAGUAUCUUUUGAGAAGUGCGGAAUAGGUUGCUUCUACCACCUGUUCUUAAUGUAACAGUAAAAGUUUUCACAUUUUUCUCAGAA